Molecule: messenger RNA, 669 nt
Organism: Sphenostylis stenocarpa
Lineage: Eukaryota; Viridiplantae; Streptophyta; Magnoliopsida; Fabales; Fabaceae
Source: the annotation of a GenBank genome assembly
AUGAAAGCCUUUGACCCUAACCGUACUUAUGUUUUUGGUUAUGAACCACAUUCAGUUUUGCCAAUCGGCAUUGUUGCACUAGCUGACCUCACAGGUUUCAUGCCUCUUCCAAAAGUUAGAGUUCUUGCUAGCAGCACGGUGUUCUACACACCUUUUUUGAGACACAUAUGGACAUGGUUGGGUCUUACACCAGCAACAAAGAAAAAUUUUAUCUCCUUGUUAGCAUCUGGCUAUAGUUGCGUUUUAACACCUGGUGGAGUGCAAGAGACAUUUCUCAUGCAGCGUGGCACUGAGAUUGUUUUCCUUAAGGCACGAAGAGGAUUUGUCCGCAUAGCAAUGGUGAAAGGCCUACCUUUGGUUCCAGUUUUCUGCUUCGGUCAGUCAAAUGUCUAUAAGUGGUGGAAACCAGGUGGGAAGUUCUUUUUGAAAGUUGCAAGGGCUAUCAAAUUCACCCCAAUAUGUUUUUGGGGAAUUUUCGGAUCUCCAUUACCGUUCAGAUAUCCAAUGCAUGUAGUGGUGGGAAGACCAAUUGAGCUCGCCAAAAACCCAGACCCAACCAACGAGGAGGUUGCCAAGGUACAUAGUAAGUUUGUGGAAGCACUUGAAGAUCUCUUCGAAAGGCACAAAGCUCGGGCUGGCUAUCCAAACCUUGAAUUAAGAAUUGUUUGA